Molecule: messenger RNA, 810 nt
Organism: Ziziphus jujuba (common jujube)
Lineage: Eukaryota; Viridiplantae; Streptophyta; Magnoliopsida; Rosales; Rhamnaceae
Product: thioredoxin O1, mitochondrial
Exons: 6
Coding region: 113-661 (182 amino acids)
Source: RefSeq, a predicted model, not a curated record
AGAAAAAAAGAAAAGGCCAAAUAAACACUCAAAACACUUUUAUCGAAACCCGCAGAAAAUAGAGAAACUGAGAGAGCCACAGCUUAAACCCCAUAGCAGCAAGGAAAAGAAAAUGGCAAGAAAUCCUGUUGCUGCUGUACGGCAAUUGGUUCGCAAUGGAAGAAAGCUCUACGCGCCGUCUCGAAUUCUCCAUCCACUUCGUUCGACUUCCGUCCAAACCACAUCUCCACCCAUCCAAUCUUCAAUCAAACCCUUCUCUGUAAACCUUCACUUUUCCGACCUCCCUUUUCUGCAGAACCGAUCACUCGCCUCGUCUUCAGGUCCUUCAAACAUUGUUCUCAUUAAGUCAGAGGAAGGAUUCAAAACUGCAAUUAGCAAAGCUCAAGAUGGAUCUUCUCCAGCAAUUUUCUAUUUCACAGCUGUUUGGUGUGGACCUUGCAGGGUUAUAUCUCCUCUUAUUGAAGAGUUGAGUGGUCAGUAUCCUCAUGUAACAACAUAUAAGGUUGAUGUUGAUGAGGAAGGCCUUGGAAACACAUUAAGCCUCUUGAAUAUCACCUCAGUGCCAACAUUUCAUUUCUUUCAAAAUGGGAAAAAGGCCGCUGAAGUUGUGGGCGCAGAUGCUGCACGCUUGAAGAAUACCAUAGAAAAUCUUUACAAGUGAAUUACUUACUAUGCUUUGCCCUUAUUUGUGCUCUUUUAUGUUUUUGUAAAUCCUGCUUUAUAAUAUUGGAUCUCUUCUUUAACGAGUGGAUUUUUAGUUGAUAUUUUGAAGGUUUUACUAAAGUUCUAUUCAUAUUCAUAUUUGAUCAA